CUUAAGCCAAACGCUUAUCUCCGACCGUGAUUAUCAAUGUCGCAUGAUAUGUAUGCGCCUUCACCCCUCCGCCGAUCUCUACUACUCUGAAUUUUUUGCGAGACGGUCUUUUACAUUGAGAAGAGUGCACAGUGCUAAUAUAAUAAUUGCUCAAAAUGCUUCCUCUGGCUUUAAACAUUCCCAAAUGGCUCGAGGCCAAUUCUCACCUUCUCCAACCACCAGUAAACAACUAUUGUGUCUACCACCCCUCCUCCCCGGCAACAGCCGGCUACACAGUGAUGAUCGUGGGCGGUCCCAACGCCCGCACGGACUAUCACAUUAAUACAACCCCAGAGUUCUUCUACCAGUAUCGAGGUUCAAUGCUUCUCAGAACUGUCGAUACAUCCGCUUCGCCCCCGGUGUUCCAAGACAUUCCCAUCCACGAGGGUUCGCUGUUCCUGCUACCCGCCAACACGCCUCACUGUCCGGUGCGGUUCAAGGAUACUGUGGGUGUUGUGAUGGAACAACCUAGAGCUGAAGGUGCGGUUGAUAUUCUGCGGUGGUACUGUAAGAACUGUGGAGAGAUUGUGUGGGAGAAGCGUUUUGUGUGUACGGACUUGGGAACGCAGGUGAAAGAAGUCGUUGAAGAAUUUGGCGCGGAUCAGGAAAAGCGGACGUGCAAGGCUUGCGGUACUGUUGCUGAAACGAAGUAUCAAGAGGGGGAAUUGGUACAGCCGCCCAGGUUCCUUGAGUAGUCGAUUUUUGGAAUGAUUCCCAGAGCAACUUGAUAACCGAUGUAAUAUGUAGAGUUUACGGGGUAUAUAUGAUGAUGAUAACGAUGAUGAUUACCUAUAAGCUGGUGAUUGAAUGUUAGUAAUAGACUAAAGGAGAAUAC
Molecule: messenger RNA, 874 nt
Organism: Aspergillus caelatus
Lineage: Eukaryota; Fungi; Ascomycota; Eurotiomycetes; Eurotiales; Aspergillaceae
Product: 3-hydroxyanthranilate 3,4-dioxygenase
Exons: 2
Coding region: 156-734 (192 amino acids)
Biological process (GO): 'de novo' NAD+ biosynthetic process from L-tryptophan; quinolinate metabolic process
Cellular component (GO): cytoplasm
Molecular function (GO): 3-hydroxyanthranilate 3,4-dioxygenase activity; iron ion binding
Source: RefSeq, a predicted model, not a curated record